Molecule: messenger RNA, 3120 nt
Organism: Erigeron canadensis
Lineage: Eukaryota; Viridiplantae; Streptophyta; Magnoliopsida; Asterales; Asteraceae
Product: extra-large guanine nucleotide-binding protein 3
Exons: 10
Coding region: 302-2911 (869 amino acids)
Biological process (GO): adenylate cyclase-modulating G protein-coupled receptor signaling pathway
Cellular component (GO): heterotrimeric G-protein complex
Molecular function (GO): guanyl nucleotide binding; GTPase activity; G-protein beta/gamma-subunit complex binding
Source: RefSeq, a predicted model, not a curated record
UUUUUUUUUUAUCUACUUUUCUUGACACCCUUUACUAUUUUCUUUUCGAAAAGUAAGAUAUAUUUUAUAGUUAUACUUGCUCCAAAGCUUUUGAAGAGGAAAAGUUGGAAUUUGACUAGUGAUAUGAUGAAGACUUUGACUUUUAUCAUUAGUUUGUGAGAAUAUUGGUUGAUUUUUAGUGUAGUGGUGUUUGGUGGGCCCUAAAUUUUCCCCUUUCCUAGCUGCUGCAUAUGAGAGGAUAUUGACUUUCACCAAAUCCAUUGGGGCCUUUCUGUGAAAUUUGAGUUUCGGAAGAAUUGAUAUGAGGGAUAUGGAGGAAAAUGGGGAAAAAGAUUGGAGGGCAGCUGUGAAGAAAAUGCUUCCUCCUGGAGCUGCAUUACCUGAAGAUAGUGAUGAUCUUGACUACUCGAUUGCUUUAGAAUAUAUGGGUCCCGAUGUAUCUUAUGAGGUUCCUAGGGUCGAACCAUUAGAAAUAAAUCCCCGUUCUAUCCCGACUGCAUCUGUGGCUGAGUCGUUUUCUGAUUCAAGAAGAUCUGUUACUCGUGAUGGUCAAGGUCAAGGACCCCCUGUAAUAGACCCUAUUCUGUUGCCUGCUUCAUAUAUUGCUGAUGUGACCAAUUCACCCAAUCAAAGUCCAAGAUUAUCUGGGAGCUCAGAAUCUGUUAUCUCGGUUUUGCAAAACGCUGAUUCGUUUUCAGCUUCGCCUUCGGGCUCUCCUGGGUCGGUUCAUAACCAAAAUGAUGCUCAAGGAAAUGAAGUGAGACGAGGCCCAGUGGUUACUUUCAACACAGUUGAUAGAUGGGAAAGUGAAAAAAAAUUGUCGGAGAGGCCCACUUAUUCGGAAUAUGUCGCAGUUUCUAAGGAAAAGAAAAAAAAGGACAAGAGAAGGGUUUGUUUUCGGUGUGGAAAAGCAAAGUGGGAAACUAAAGAAUCAUGUUUGGUUUGUGAUGCAAAAUAUUGUAGCAAUUGUGUUCUUAGAGCAAUGGGCUCGAUGCCUGAGGGUCGAAAGUGUGUCACUUGUAUUGGUGACGCGAUAGAUGAAUCAAAACGUCUUAUUUUAGGGAAAAAUUCGAGGUUAUUGUCUCGUUUGCUUAGUCCUUUGGAAGUCAAACAGAUUAUGAAAGCAGAAAAAGAAUGUUCUGCUAAUCAGCUUCGACCUGAACAAUUAAUUGUAAAUGGGUAUCCGCUUAAACCUGAGGAAAUGGCGGAACUUUUAGGCUGCCCAUUGGCCCCACGAAAGUUGAAACCGGGGAAGUAUUGGUAUGACAAAGAAUCUGGUCUUUGGGGAAAGGAGGGAGAGAAACCAGAUAGAAUUGUGAGUUCAAAUUUGAAUUUCACCGGUAAACUUAGUCCAACUGCAAGCAAUGGAAACACUGAAGUUUACAUGAAUGGCCGUGAAAUUACAAAACUUGAGCAUAGAGUAUUAAAGAUGGCAAAUGUGCAAUGUCCCCGUGACACUCAUUUUUGGGUUUAUGAUGAUGGUCGAUAUGAGGAGGAAGGCCAAAAUAAUAUCAAGGGAAAUAUCUGGGAAAAGACCAGAACACGGUUGCUUUGUUCAUUAUUGUCGUUGCCGGUUCCACAUGGUCAGCCACAACGAGAAAGGGAUGAACCCAGCAAUUAUGCUACUGUUCCAACUUACUUUGAGCCAAAAAAAAUUCAAAAGCUUUUAUUACUUGGACUCGAGGGCUCUGGAACCAGCACUAUCUUCAAGCAGGCAAAGUUCUUAUAUGGAAACAGAUUUAGCGAUGAAGAGUUGCAAAACAUUAAGCUUAUGAUUCAGAGCAACAUGUAUAGAUACCUCAGCAUUCUACUUGAUGGACGGGAGCGCUUUGAGGAAGAAGCAAUGAUGAAAAAGAACUCCAUGGAAUCCCAUGAUCAUCCCAAUGAAACAGGUGACAAGGGUGAUGCUGAAGAAGAUAAUCAAUGUAUCUACUCUCUUAACCCAAGAUUAAAGCAUUUUUCUGACUGGCUUCUUGACAUCAUUGCAACCGGAGAUUUGGAUGCAUUCUUUCCUGCAGCAACACGUGAGUAUGCUCCUCUAGUUGAAGAGGUGUGGAAGGAUCCCGCAAUCCAGGAAACUUAUAAGAGGAGAAAUGAACUACAUUUCCUACCCGACGUAGCAGAGUACUUUUUAAGCCGGGCUGUUGAGGUUUCUAGCAACGAAUAUGAACCUACAGAGCAUGACAUACUAUAUGCUGAAGGAGUCACGCAAGGGAAUGGCUUGGCUUUCAUAGAAUUCUCGCUUGAUGAUCGUAGCCCAAUGUCCGAGACAUACACUGACAACCUUGAUGCUCAAUCUCAACCUCUAUCCAGAUAUCAACUCAUUAGAGUAAAUGCCAAAGGAAUGAAUGAAGGUUGCCGAUGGGUGGAAAUGUUUGAGGAUGUUCGAGUAGUCGUCUUUUGUGUUUCCUUGAGUGACUAUGAUCAAAUGUGGCUAUCACCCGACAGUACUGGAAGUGGUUCACUUCUACAAAACAAAAUGGUCCAAAGCAAAGAGCUUUUUGAAGCAAUGGUGAAACACCCAUGUUUUAAAGACACCCCAUUUGUCUUGAUCCUAAACAAAUAUGAUGUUUUUGAGGAAAAACUCAAAAAUACCCCGUUAAGUGCAUGUGAGUGGUUCACAGACUUCAGCCCAGUUCGACCCUACACCAACAACCAAAACCUUGCCCAUCAGGCCUACUACUAUGUGGCUAUGAAGUUUAAGGACCUUUACGCAUCUCUCACCAGCCGAAAGCUUUUUGUAUGGCAAGCUAAGGCCCGAGACCGGGUGACAGUAGAUGAAGCGUUUAAAUAUAUAAGAGAGAUUGUGAAAUGGGACGAUGAAAAGGAAGAGACAUAUUAUGGUGGAGCGGAGGACUCGUUUUAUAGUACUACUGAUGUGAGCUCGCCUCCAUUCGUUAGGCAAGAUUGAACUAUCUAUAACUUGUGUUUUAUCAAUGUAGAUAGUGGUGAAUAAGUUAUCAUUUUUAUUCGGAUUUUAGAGGUUAGUGAAUGUGUAUCCGCUUAUAGCUUGUGUAAGUUAUUACGAGGAUAGUUAAGAUCCGAUUUUUAAAUGUAAUGAAGUCCAUAAGAUUCUUUUUGUUUUUUUACUGGUGAAAUAUAUCAAUUGUUUAUGUCACA